AUGCAAUCAAACGUGAACAAUACGUUGGCAGCAUUUCGAAGUGAUAUCGAUGUACAACAUUCAUUAUUUUCGGCUUUAUUAUCUAUAAUAUUAAUCAGUAUGGGAUUUAUGUUUCGGACUGAGCAAUGGAAACUUGAGUAUGUAGCAUUCUUGCUAUCGAUUCCAACGGCAGUGUUGUUGUGCGGUUGGCGUGCACGAUGGAACGCAGCACAAGCAUCUUUCCUUGGUGGUAUAUUUACCUUGUCUCUACUAUGCUCUUAUUCAACAAAUAAUUCGUAUUUAUCAAUAUUCGCGUGGUAUUUUGCAUGCGUGGCGGCAUUUCACUACGGAGAAUUUCUGAUGACAGCGUUAACAAACAGGUCAGAUUUGAGUUCGACAUCAUAUCUUCUGGAUCAUUCAUUCGCAUAUUGGGCAGCUGCUGUAAUAAGUUGGGUGGAAUAUGCCAUGGAAGUACGUUUCUUACCGCUUUUAAAAAAUAUUACUGUAAGUUACGUCGGAUUAGUACUAAUUAUAUUCGGUGAAAUUUUGCGAAAACUUGCAAUGGUUCAUGCAAACGGUGGGUUUACGCAUAUGAUUGCAAUCGAAAAGCGUCCAAGGCAUAAAUUGGUCACUAGUGGUGUGUAUAGUUUCGUACGGCAUCCAGGAUAUCUUGGAUGGCUACUCUGGUGCUUAGGUACCCAAAUGUUGCUUUGCAAUCCCAUGUGUGUAAUUCUUUAUUUGCUAAUUGGAUGGGAUUUCUUCAACAAAAGAAUAUAUUGGGAAGAGCGUUAUCUGGUCUCUUUCUUUGGUUCAGAAUAUAUUCAAUAUCGAAAGAACGUUCCACUUGGGAUACCUUUUAUUAAAGGAUACGAAUAA
Molecule: messenger RNA, 855 nt
Organism: Cercopithifilaria johnstoni
Lineage: Eukaryota; Metazoa; Nematoda; Chromadorea; Rhabditida; Onchocercidae
Source: the annotation of a GenBank genome assembly